Copidosoma floridanum is the source of this 3008-nucleotide messenger RNA. RefSeq names its product ATP-binding cassette sub-family G member 4. Lineage: Eukaryota; Metazoa; Arthropoda; Insecta; Hymenoptera; Encyrtidae. Gene Ontology annotation, biological process: transmembrane transport. The record is from RefSeq and is a predicted model, not a curated record. Gene Ontology annotation, molecular function: ABC-type transporter activity; ATP hydrolysis activity; ATP binding. Gene Ontology annotation, cellular component: plasma membrane.
UUUUUUUUUUUUUUUUUUUUUUUUCUUACCGAUGAUUGUCGAAGCGUGACGAUAUUGUCGUCGAGGAUUUUUUAAAAUAUUUGUAUUUUCGCCGAUUUGGAGUUUAGAGUGGGUUCAUCAUCUUCGAGAGGUCUCUCGAACCCUUUUCUCGAAGAAAAAGUGCCGUUUCGUUGUAGUUGAGAACCGAAAGCGCAGCUGGCUGAUUGUGGAGUUUGAAUUUUGCCGCGACGCACGCAAGCGCAUGUUUUUCGAAGAACCGUUAAUUUCGAGCCCUUCGCUGUAUUAAACAGAUCAACGAGUCACGCAUCAAGGUGUAUAAAGCAAGAGAACAGCCUCCAUCGAGCUGAUCGUGAUAUACAAGUAUAAGUGGACGCAACGACAAUAAUCAAAAAAUCUCAAGAUAAUGGAGGUGUUGAUACACGAGGCGAGCAGCGCUUCCCUGGAAAAUGGCCAUUCCCAUCAUUAUCAUCGCCACGAUCAGAGCGAGACGCCCGUGUUGUCGCACACGAGUACAGCCACGGUCGUGCAACUGCCCUCGUGUUGUUUGAAGAACAGACCGCCACCGAUCGUCAUACCGUGCCAGAACAACUGCGCGUCACAGCAGACACCGGUUUUCGUGGCUGAAAAUAAUGACACGCCGAACGGCUCGUCGAACGGUACGCCGUUUUCCAUGACCAAGACUGACACUAUGGAUCUUAUCUUUGAGAAUAUCACGUACACGGUGUCCAUGGGCUGGAGGAAAGGCCAGAAAGAAAUUCUCCACGGAUUAAACGGCCGUCUACCGUCGAAGCAGCUCAUAGCGUUAAUGGGCCCGUCCGGAGCCGGAAAAUCGACUCUCCUCGACGUACUCUCGGGCUAUCGCAUAACCGGCGUCCAGGGCGUUGUUUACGUGAACGGCCGCGUUCGCAACCUCGACAGUUUCCGCAGGCAUAGCGCCUACAUCACCCAGGACGAUAGACUGCAGCUUUUGCUAACUGUACUGGAAAACAUGCGCGUAGCCGCGGAUCUUAAGCUCGGCACCGAUACGCCAAAACACGUCAAAGAAACAGUCAUCGAAGAGAUAUUGUCGACCCUUGGACUCUAUGAGCACAUGUACACUAUGGCAGGUCGGCUUAGCGGAGGCCAAAGGAAACGGCUGUCUAUUGCUUUGGAACUUGUUAACAACCCCACCGUACUCUUCUUGGACGAGCCCACAACAGGUCUGGACAGUUCUUCGUGCACGCAGGUGGUGAACCUGUUAAAAGUACUUGCUCGUCAGGGCCGAACUAUAAUUUGCACCAUCCACCAACCCAGUGCCACAAUGUUCCAGUUAUUCGAUCAAGUUUAUGUGCUGUCAAACGGCGAGUGCCUUUACCAGGGUGCUACGCACAAUUUACUGCCUUACCUCGAGAGCGUCAAGCUUCCAUGCCCUAUGUAUCACAAUCCCGCUGACUAUGUCAUCGAAUUGGCAUGUGGCGAAUACGGAGAAGACAAGAUCGAGCCUUUAGUCCAGGGAUCCCAAAACGGCAAGAACCUCAAGUGGUUCGAUAAUCCAAGCGCUCUGUUGGACACGAAGUCUCUAAGAGAGGAGAAUUUUUUCAAAUUUCUAGCUCUCAAUCCGUUGAAGGAAAAAAAUGGCAAUACUCAGGGCCACCAGCCGACGUCGCAGUUGCACCAGAUGUCCGUUCUGAUGAGGAGAUGUUGCAUCAAAGUAAAACGUGACACUACAUUGACACACAUGCGAAUCAUAGUUAACGUAUGCACUGGCAUAAUGCUGGGUUUAUUAUUCAUCAAAGCCGGAAACGACGCUAAUCGAGUACUCGAGAAUUACAACCUAUUGUUUGCCUGUCUAAUGCACCACAUGAUGACCACAAUGAUGUUGACCGUGUUGACGUUUCCUACGGAGAUGAGCGUCCUGCAAAAAGAGCACUUCAACAGGUGGUACAGUUUAAAGGCGUACUACCUGUCGGUGUCGAUAGUGGAUAUUCCAGUGAUGUUUAUCAGUUGUCUGCUCUUCAGUUCAAUAGUCUACUUCAUGUCGGAUCAACCAGUCGACCCGUGGGCCAGGUUCUCGAUGUUCUUCAGCAUCAGUCUCCUCGUGGCAGCUGUAGCCCAGAGCUUUGGCCUGAUGAUCGGUUCCGUUUGCAACGUUGUGAACGGAACAUUCUUGGCGCCAACGCUGUCGGUGCCGAUGAUGAUGUUCGCCGGUUUUGGAGUCAGUCUCAGGGAUCUUCCCAGCUACCUAAAAUGGGGCUCCUACAUCAGUUAUCUGCGAUAUGGACUCGAAGGUUACGUUAACGCGAUUUACGGUCUGGACAGAAAGCCACUGGAUUGCGUGAACGAAGACUUCGACUUUUGCUUGUUCAAGAAGACGAAAAAAUUCGUGUCCGACGUAACGAGUAUGCGCGAUGACCAGUUCUGGAACGACAUAGCCGCUCUUGCCUGCAUUUUGGUCAUCCUGAGGUUCGCUGCGUAUUUCUUUUUGCGCUGGCGACUCAUGUCCUCGAGAUAAAAAACAAGGCGCCGAAAAGCACAUUUGGGCGACUAAUCAUGUGGACAUGUGCGAAAAUCGUGCAUUUGCAUUCCGAAUUUAUGUCUAUUGGCUGUGUCAUGACAGGCUCUGGAGAUCUAUCGCAUACAUUGCCUGCGUACGAGAUACUUAUAUAUCGCGUGCCAAUGUGUUUGAAUAGUGUUGAAAUAGAGUUUAAAUGGUACUUUCCUACAAUUACGUAGGUAUCUUUUUUACUAUGUCGUUAUUAUCAGUACAUUACGUAAAUAAUAUCAGGACUGGUUACGCUGGACUUUCCUUUAAAAUCUCGACAUGUAGAACUAUUUCAUUUUAAUGUCUUGUGGAGAACAAAUAUGAAUGUGUGAGGAUCACCCACCUUUGAUAUUAAUAAGCUUAAUUAAUAUUAACAUAAUUAAAGUUUCGAUGUUCAAUGCAAUGCUGACAGAACCAAUGCAAUAUAAUUAUGAGUUUGCCCAUUUCGUGUUGUUUCAUCUUGUUAUAAAAAUUAUUAAUAUUAUUA